AUGUCGGAUAUGCAGGAUACAAUGUUGUUGGGCUUGGAGGGAAUCAAGAAAACUAUUCUGCAUGGAGGGACCGGAGAAAUUCCAAAAUGUAUCUCUGGAUCAAAGGUGACUUUCCACUUCCGCACCCAGUUGUGUGAUGAUGAGCGGACAGUGAUAGAUGACAGCAAAGUGGUGGGGACGCCCAUGGAGAUAGUGAUCGGCAACAUGUUUAAAAUGGACAUCUGGGAAACCCUGUUGUCCUCCUUGAGGAUCGGAGAGGUGGCUGAAUUCUGGUGUGACAUCAUUCAUACUGGUGUUUAUCCACUAGUCUCCAAGAGUAUGAGGCGCAUUGCAGAAGGCAAAGACCCAGUGGACUGGCAGAUCCAUACAUGUGGUAUGGCCAACAUGUUCGCCUACCACAGCCUGGGCUACGACGACCUGGACGAGCUGAUGAAGGAACCAAAACCCCUCUACUUUGUCCUGGAGCUGCUCAGGGUUCAGCAGCCCAGUGAGUACAACAGGGAGACGUGGGCUAUGAACGAUGAGGAGAGGCUGAAGGUGGUGCCUGUGCUUCACGGUCAGGGGAACAAGCUCUACAAACAGGGGAACUACGACGAGGCCACACAAAAGUACAAGGAGGCCAUCAUCUGCAUCAAGAAUGUUCAGACAAAGGAGAAAGCAUGGGAGGUCCCUUGGCUGAAGCUGGAGAAGAUGGCCAACACCAUAACGCUCAACUACUGCCAGUGUCUAAUGCGCACAGAAGAGUACUACGAGGCCAUCGAGCACACCACCGACAUCAUCAACCAGCACCCAGGUGACAUGAAGGCCUUCUUCCUGCGAGGGAAGGCCCACGCAGAAGUGUGGAACGAGGCAGAGGCUCGGCAGGACUUCAGCCGGGUGCUGGACCUGGACCCAGGCAUGAAGAAAGUCGUCAAGAGAGAGCUGGCCGUGCUUAAUAUGCGCAUGGAGGAAAAGAACCAGGAGGACAAGAACAAGUACAGAGGCAUGUUUUGA
Messenger RNA from Trematomus bernacchii (emerald rockcod), 993 nucleotides. It is a transcript of the gene aipl1, whose product is annotated as aryl hydrocarbon receptor interacting protein-like 1. NCBI's taxonomy places the organism in Eukaryota, Metazoa, Chordata, Actinopteri, Perciformes, Nototheniidae. Bases 1 to 993 code for a protein of 330 amino acids. The record is from RefSeq and is a predicted model, not a curated record. Gene Ontology annotation, molecular function: peptidyl-prolyl cis-trans isomerase activity; protein binding. The transcript is spliced from 6 exons.